CUGAACUAGCGUAUAGUUUAGUGAAAGCAUCAGCAUGUACCGUUCUGUUGGACGUUUCUUCUCUUUGCUCUCCUAGAGCCUGUAAUAAUUCGGUUUGCCUUCCUAACUUCACCGCUUAUCUAAAAUGGUACAGUUGUUCCAUUUAACAUUUACACAAGGUUUUUUCAUCGGACAGUUGUCUGUAAUUGUAAUAGUAUACAUCUUUCUGCGAUUUUUCUUAUUUUGCACAAAGGAAGAGCUGAAAAAUGUUCAAGAAGAAUCAUAUCCACUGAGUCCGUCUAAUGAAAAAAGUACUACGGAAUUUAACGAUGCAACUCAUAAAGUUACGCCAUCUUUGAGCGAAAUAUACGAUGUGAAAACUCACGAAGAGGAGAGCUUGGACUGGUUUAAUGUUUUGGUUGCUCAAGCACUUUCACAAAUUCGUCAAGAUGCGGUGUCCGACGAUGCUGCAUUAAAGAAGCUUCAGACUUUAUUCAAUGGUAAAAGGAAACCUUCAUUUUUGGGACCCAUACACAUUAAAAGUAUCUCUCUUGGACAACGGUAUCCUGUCUUCAGUAAUUGUCGUAUCCAGGCUCAACCAGAUGACACAAAUGGAUUACGGGCAACGAUGGACCUGUCCUUAGAGGAUGAUAUUCAUUUUGUAGUAAACACAUCUGCCGUUCUGAAUGUUCCUCGGCCAGCAUUCGCUAUGCUUCCUGUUUCUCUUAGUGUCAGAAUAGUACACAUUCGUGGAAAGCUCUCUAUUUACUUUUCACAGUCCUCCAAAAGCGCAAAACGUGCAUAUCUGAACUUUACUUUUGACCCGGAUUUUGAUAUGGGUAUCGAAAUCCAGUCCCUGGUUGGCAGUCGUUCUAAACUUCAAGACAUUCCAAAAAUUGCACACAUUAUAGAGACACGUAUUCGAAAAUGGUUUAUUACCCGAUGUGUGUCACCACAAUUUCAACAAAUUUCAAUACCUAACAUUUGGCCUUCAUCAGCAAGAGAAGGACAUCGUCAAAAGAGUACUGAGUAAUCGGUAAUUAGUCAUGGGGUAUCGUUUUACCUUUAGGCCGGUAGGGAAUAAAGGGUGCAUAUUUUCGAGGAAAGCACCAACCGACGUUUUGGUAUUGGAGCCACCAUCGAUUGUGCUCAAAUUCGAUGUCCUCUUGCUGCAUAUGCUGAAUGACACGAACGAGAUUGCGCGCGUCAUCGAGUCCGUUAUGUUCUUGGCCUUCAAAUGUCAAGUUCCAACGUGAUAGCAUUGCAUUUAUAUUGGACUUUGAAACUCGAAAGGCAUCAGAGAAAAGCGAACGGACGUCUACAAAAGGUCCAUUAAUCCAAGACGGGGGAUUGUUUUCCUCUGUUGUCGCGAACUAGGUUUGGUUAGCAUACGAUCGGAAAGAAAAGGGUGCGCUGAAGCAUUGAUGAAUUACCUCUUUGGCAACAAAAGAUGCCAUAUCCCAAGGACCAUCACAAGCCCAAGCCCAGUUUUUCUGCGACCGAAAAUGAUAAGCCGUUUUUGGAAGACGGCUCCACUCAAAGGUAUUCGGACCAUUAACCGGGGGAAUUAAUUUGUCAUCAUGUUUAGAAAGAAAUUCAUGCAGCAGAUCGAGCACUGUUUUGAACGGUGGAGCAUUGUCAAUGAGUUUUUGUGGGAUCUUUGUCAACUCUUUGCAAUAGUUUGAAAGCGUAGGAAUUCGCCUCGGUUUGACAUAUGUAUGGAAUUCGUCAAUAAUGCGUUUCUGUUCCAAAUCGUAAAGUAAGCAGGGAAAUUCAAUAAUCUCGUUCAUAUAUGAAAAACCACAUCCCUCUUCACAUGUUGCUUCAACGUCAACCACUAGCAAGUAGCGUCUGUUUCGUUAGCUUAAAACUUCUAACGUUCGCAAGGAGAAAGAGGAAUUGUCCAUAUAAGUUUGCAUUUUUUCAUGCAAUCUUCUUAAUAUACGCAUCCCAUCCUCGUUGAGUGAUAGUAGUAAACAUACAGUUUCAUUCCUUUAUCUGCUGACGUUUUUGUUUGUAAAGCUUGUUGUCUUCGAACCUGUUCAAGUCGAGCAUUCCGUUCUUUCCAUCGUUUUCUUAAUGUAUCUCUAAGGCGCGUUAGGCGUAAAUAUUCAGUUUUGUUUUACUAUCCUGAUUGUUCUUACUUGUUUCCAUAUGUACUAAGACCGAUUUCCUUCAAAGCCAG
This is a messenger RNA of Schizosaccharomyces japonicus yFS275, 2164 nucleotides long. Its product is annotated as Mdm10/Mdm12/Mmm1 complex subunit Mmm1. Gene Ontology annotation, molecular function: lipid binding. The transcript has 3 exons. NCBI's taxonomy places the organism in Eukaryota, Fungi, Ascomycota, Schizosaccharomycetes, Schizosaccharomycetales, Schizosaccharomycetaceae. Gene Ontology annotation, cellular component: endoplasmic reticulum membrane; ERMES complex. The record is from RefSeq and is a predicted model, not a curated record. Bases 125 to 1012 code for a protein of 295 amino acids. Gene Ontology annotation, biological process: mitochondrion organization; protein insertion into mitochondrial outer membrane; intermembrane lipid transfer.